Exophiala viscosa is the source of this 1815-nucleotide messenger RNA. RefSeq lists its product as uncharacterized. The record is from RefSeq and is a predicted model, not a curated record. Lineage: Eukaryota; Fungi; Ascomycota; Eurotiomycetes; Chaetothyriales; Herpotrichiellaceae. The coding region runs from base 319 to 1593 and encodes 424 amino acids. The transcript has 3 exons.
CAAUUCUCACUGUCCGGUUUGACCAGCCACCUGACUUUGUUCACCAUUCUCUUCUGCGCCCAGCUAGAGAGCCUUGCCAACCUGCCAAGCUCCCAGCAAUCGUCGCUGCUACUUCAUCAAGGCGCUCUUCGCAUUCUGCAACUCUCAUCAUCUCUCAACUACUCUUUUCCAUCAUCCUCGACCGCCGAGACAACCGAGUCUGAAUUUGCCGCUACGACCCGACCCUUUGCCGUGGUUCCGGCUUUCCGCUAGGCCACGAAACACCUCAUCAUUCCAUUUGACUCGGACCCUUGAAACCCACCGCAAACCCCAGCAAACAUGUCCUACUACGACGAUGACAGAGCCCCUCGCCGACAGAAGAGCACUCGAGAACGCGCGCGACGAGAUGAUUACGAUGGCGGCGGCACUGUCUAUGAUGAGAAUGUUCGAGAUACUCGCAUAGUCAAGCGUCGUGAUGACAGUGCAUCCUCGGUUGAGGAAGUCUCCAGAAACUUUGCGCCCGGAGAUCGUGGUGGCCCUUACUACCGCGAGACAACCGUGCGCAAAAAAGGCCAUCGACCAAUCCGUGAUGACGAUCGGGGGUACGAUGAUCGCUACGACGACUCCACUGUUGUCUCUCGAAGAAGACGCGAUGAUGAUCAGACGGUUGCCGGUGCUCGUGAUCGUAGGGGGCAAGAUAGAGGCGACAGACGUCGCUCCCGGCGCCGCGAUGACUCUUACUCGUCCUACUCCUCGCGUAGUCGCACUCCACCAAAGAAGAAGGAGCGCAGAAAGUCCACCACUGAAGAGGUACUGGGCUCUCUAGGCCUCGGUGGUGUUGCAGGAGCACUCUUAGGCAAGAAUCGGGACCGUUCAGCAUCCAGCGGGCGCAGUCGUCAUCGAAGCCGAAGCAGAGCAGGCGGUCGUCGCAGAUCGUCAUCGGACAGAUCUACACGCCGGAGCAAGAGCAAGGGCAAGAUCACAAACGAGCAAGUCUCCCAGGCUCUAAAGGCUGCCGUUCUCGCCGGUGCCACCGAGGCUUUCCGCUCUCGCAAAGACCCCGGCGGCUGGGGCGCUGACAAAGGCAAAAGAGUCUUGACUGCCGCUCUUGCUGCAGGUGGUGUUGACGGCCUGAUCUCGAACAAGGACAAGCCAGAUCACCACAACAAACGGGACAUACUCGGCUCUGCCAUUGCUGGUUUGGCCACCACCCGUAUCAUCAAUGGUCCUCGGUCGCAGUCUCGUGGCAGAGGUAGCCAAGACGGUCGUGGUCGAAGCCAGUCUCGAGGUGGCCUUGGAGAUCUUGCCGCAGGUGGAGUCAUCGCCGCCACUGCAAAGAAAGCGUACGAUCGGUUCCGAUCCCGUUCUCGCGGUCGCGCUCGUUCUCGGAGCUCUUCAUACGACAGUUACAGCCAAAGUCCACCGCGUCGCAAGAGGAGCCAAAGCGUUGCGGGCUAUGCAGCCAAAGGGCUUGCGGCUUUGGGCUUGAAGGAUGCGGCCGACAAGGUCGAUCCUCCUAGUCGUAGCCGUCGUUCUUCGAGGCACUAUGAUGGUUACUCUGACGAUGGACGGAAUGGUGGAUAUUAUAAUGAUCCCAGAGAUUUCCGAAGAUGAGCGCCGGCGAAGAAAAGGCCAGAAAAAGAUGUUCCUUACGGGUGGACUCGCCACAGUAGCCACCAUCCAUGCGGCGCAUAACGUCUACCAAAGUAUGGAGAAGAGAGAGGAGCGACGACAUGCAUUGAAGGAAGGUGAGAUUAGUAAGCAACAGGCCAAGGGCGAGAAGAACAAGGCGAGACUGCAAGAUGCUGCUAGUAUCGGUAUCGCCGCACUGGGCCU